AUGGACCUGAUCGUUCACCCGUGGAUCGACUCCGCAGCGGCAUCAAUUGGCAUCGGACACUGGUUAUCCGACUCCACAGUGACCACACAACCUGUGCGUUGCCAUUCGCAUAACGACUAUUUAAGGAAUGUGCCACUUUUGGACGCCAUUUCUGCAGGCUGCCCGAGUGUUGAAGCUGAUAUAUGGAAGGAGGAUGAUGACUUGUACGUGGCUCAUCGUCAUUUCCAACUGCAGGUCAAUCAUACCCUGGAAAGUAUGUAUUUCAAUCCAUUACUCGAAAUUUUCGACCGUCAAAGAGACAUAUUCUCAUGUGGACGAGAGAUGCCUUGCCAUUCCCUUUCGACUGCCAAUGAGCCUCCUGCUGGAGUUUUCGAGUCUGACCCGGACCGGCCACUAGUGGUCCUCAUCGAUUUCAAAACAGAAGGAAACACAACCUGGGAGAAGCUUCAGAGACAACUCGAGCCACUGCGACGCAGAAAUCUGCUCACGCAUUUCAACGGUACAGACCUUGUACCUGGCCCCGUGGUCAUUGUCGGCAUAGGAAAUACCCCUAAUGGCAUCCCUUGCGUCGUUUGGCAACCGACAAACUAA
Molecule: messenger RNA, 591 nt
Organism: Fusarium fujikuroi IMI 58289
Lineage: Eukaryota; Fungi; Ascomycota; Sordariomycetes; Hypocreales; Nectriaceae
Exons: 1
Coding region: 1-591 (196 amino acids)
Biological process (GO): lipid metabolic process
Molecular function (GO): phosphoric diester hydrolase activity
Source: RefSeq, a predicted model, not a curated record